AUGGCCUCUUCGUGCAUGCCGUCACGUAAACGGGGCAGCCAGCUUCCUCGUCUAUGGAUCGAUUCUUCGCUAUGUAGCUACAAAAGGUCGCUGCAUACACCAGCUUCCACACUGUCAUCUGCCCCCUUCAGUGCAGCUAUCAGUGCAGCUACUAUAUCUUCUUGUGGUCCAUCUACAGCUGAUGCAUUUCAUGUCCUUUGCCUUUACGACUUUACCUCGGACGAUCCAGAUCAACUAUCUUUCAAGAAGAACGAGAUCCUGGACAUUAUCAAGCGGGAGAACACCGGAUGGUGGGCUGCGGUGCGGCCUGGUCAUAAUUGUGUCGGAUGGAUCCCCAGCACCUUCGUGGAAGCCAUUUCCGAGAACAAACUACUUGGUUCCAACGGGGAAAAGAGGAUAUACGAUCAUAUCAGGAAGAUGUACGGCUCUCCUGUUAUCCCGAAGGGCGGCCAACUAUUGAUCGCCUCUCCUGGAGGAGAGACGGGCGAGCAAGACUGGGUACCGUUGCCAGACGAUGAACAAGCGCCAGUAAUGCAGCUGUUCAGCCAGUCUGCCAAAGACUGUGCUCCCUUCGCCUUCAGUCCGCUCAUCCCUCCUCACGAAGGCAUCGACAGCACACCAUUGAAUUUCCACGACUCAGAUAGUGACUCCUCCCCUGAUAAUGGCAUCAUGUCGAGACUCAUCCCGAAUCCCGGGUCAUCUAACCAUCGAAUGCUCCAGGUUCCUCCGUCCAGAGGUCCACCAGCUCCCAACGAUUCGGCAUCUUCAUUGCACAAGCAUCUCUUGCCUUCACCAACGUCGUCUACAGCCCGGCACAGUCGUCCACGACCAGUCCUUAUUGACGAUUGUUCUUCUCUCAAUCGACUCUCUACACUCUUCGAGACCAAGAACGUCGAAGAAUUAGGCUCUCCGCUCAUUGCUGAGACGCUCGAUUCAUUUUCGCGGGCGGCCACAGGGCAGUGGUCGGAUGUGUUGAAGCAAUCGCAUGAGAUCCAGGUGAGACAUGACGGCAUGGUAACUGCUGGUUCGUUGCAUAACCUUCUGGAGAAAUUGACCGACGACCCCGCAUGGCCUCCACCUUACAUGAAAUUUCACCGUAUAUUCCUGAUGACUUUCAGGACUUUUACCACUGCCGAAGAGUCGUUCAACUUUCUCUCGAAGCAAUUCCACAUGACUGCCCCUGCCGGUCUGGGUCCCAAGGAACUCGAGCAAUGGGAGGAGACGAAACUCCACCCGUUGCAGUCACGAGUCUUAUCUAUAUUGAAAAUAUGGUCCGAGGAAUAUGGAAUGUACCAAUACGACCGACAGAUCGUCAGACAGGUGGUGGAUCUGCUAUCCUCCGUCACUGCGCCGCCUCUACUCGCCGUCACGGCGCAAGCGAUGAUACAGUCUGUCGAGCGCCUUAUGUCUGGAGUAAGCCGUGCCGUUCCGGGCAAGAAGAAUUUGAGAAAGGCGAAAAUCGAACUCCUGAGGAUGGAUCCUGCCGUGGUGGGGCAGCAUCUGUCCAUGUACGAGCACCGGCUUUACUCGAAGAUACGUCCCCAGCAGUGCAUUGAUUGGGGAAGGUCGCGCGACGAUGUUGCAGAUUUGAUUACAUUGCGCGCAACUCAUCACAAGCUUGGCGCUUGGGUGAAGUCGAGCAUCCUCAGUGCAGACUCAUCAAAAAAGAGAGCCAACAUGGUGGAUUUCUGGAUUUGCGUUGCAGAGUCGUGCAAGUUGCUAAACAACGUGUCGAGCGCGAGCACGGUGGUUUCCGUGCUUUCAAGUGAUUGCGUUCCUCAGCUGCACCCAACCUGGGCGGAUACUUCGCGCAAAGCACGGCUAGACAUCCUCUCGACUUUCAUCCAGUCUUCAGGUCGCCCUUUGGCUCCGGAGCAAGCUGAUGAUGUGCCCUGCGUGCCACACAUCGAGAGGUACCUCAGAGACAUCAUACACACCAACGAGCAAUACCAGGACUACACCGUCGUCCCAGUGCCCUUCAUAAACUCGACCGUCUCGCUGAUCAAUUUCGCCAAACGGGAAAAGUGGUUCGACAUCGUACAGGCGAUGUUGUGCCAUCAGUCGAAGACUUUUGACUUUCCUGAGGAUGCCACCUUCAUGGAAUUCAUUGCUGCGAAUUUGGAGACUCCGGCUUAG
This is a messenger RNA of Sparassis crispa, 2136 nucleotides long. RefSeq names its product Cell division control protein. The record is from RefSeq and is a predicted model, not a curated record. Gene Ontology annotation, cellular component: plasma membrane. Gene Ontology annotation, biological process: Ras protein signal transduction; positive regulation of GTPase activity. Gene Ontology annotation, molecular function: protein binding; guanyl-nucleotide exchange factor activity. The transcript is spliced from 6 exons. The coding region runs from base 1 to 2136 and encodes 711 amino acids. Lineage: Eukaryota; Fungi; Basidiomycota; Agaricomycetes; Polyporales; Sparassidaceae.